Messenger RNA from Arachis duranensis, 1657 nucleotides. RefSeq names its product protein LOW PSII ACCUMULATION 1, chloroplastic. The record is from RefSeq and is a predicted model, not a curated record. Bases 126 to 1481 code for a protein of 451 amino acids. Gene Ontology annotation, biological process: photosystem II oxygen evolving complex assembly. The transcript has 9 exons. Lineage: Eukaryota; Viridiplantae; Streptophyta; Magnoliopsida; Fabales; Fabaceae. Gene Ontology annotation, cellular component: chloroplast. Gene Ontology annotation, molecular function: protein binding.
ACUGUAAUUUGAAAUCCUGAGCGUCGAUUUCGAGAAAUAGUAGUAAAUACGGAGGGUGGAGAUUAUGAGUGAUUUGGAUAACAGAAUAACAGAGAGGAAGGUAGAGAUGAAUUGAAAAGAAAGCAAUGGCUGUAGUUGUAGUUGGAGUUGGUGUGCAGCAACAGUUUUUGUGUUCCUCUGAAUCAAAGUGGAGCAUUCCAACUACGCCAUGCAAUCCCCUUACCAGCUCCAUCCUCAUACGCCCAUUCAAAAAGAUUCAAUUUUCAGUCAUUUCAUGCUCCUCUUCUUCUUCUUCUUCUUCUUCUUCUUCCGAAGCUGAAACUCAAACUGCUGAAUCUUGCGUCAAUUUGGGUCUUCAGCUCUUCUCCAAAGGAAGGGUUAAGGAUGCUUUAGCCCAGUUUGAAACAGCGCUUACCUUGAAUCCCAAUCCUGUGGAGGCCCAAGCUGCUUUCUACAACAAAGCUUGCUGCCACGCAUACAGAGGGGAAGGAAAGAAAGCUGCCGAUAGUCUCCGUAUUGCUUUGAGGGAAUACAACCUAAAAUUUGGUACAAUUCUCAAUGAUCCAGACUUGGCCUCUUUUAGAGCUUUGCCUGAGUUCAAAGAACUACAAGAAGAGGCCAGGAUAGGUGGGGAAGAUAUUGGCAACAGUUUCCGGAGAGAUCUAAAACUUAUUAGUGAAGUUCAGGCACCAUUUCGUGGGGUUAGGAGGUUUUUUUAUGUGGCAUUCACAGCAGCUGCAGGAAUAUCAUUGUUCUUCACUCUACCCAGGCUAAUCCGUGCAAUUCAAGGUGGUGAUGGUGCUCCUGAUCUACUGGAAACUGCAGGGAAUGCUGCCAUUAACAUUGGAGGCAUUGUUGCUUUUGUGGCAUUAUUUUUUUGGGACAAUAAAAAGGAGGAGGAGCAGAUUGAACAAAUAUCUCGAGAUGAGACACUAUCAAGGCUGCCUUUGCGCUUAACAACUAAUCGUGUAGUUGAACUUGUUCAGCUACGGGACACAGUUAGGCCGGUUAUAUUAGCUGGGAAAAAAGAAACAGUAUCUUUGGCUUUGCAAAGAGCAGAACGAUUUCGCACUGAGCUCGUUAGACGUGGUGUCCUGUUAGUUCCUGUCAUAUGGGGAGAAGGUAGGGAAACCAAAACAAAAACAAAAAUUGAGAAGAAAGGUUUUGGUCGUCCACAAAAGGCUGCUGAAGCUCUUCCGUCCAUUGGGGAAGAUUUUGAUAAGCGAACACAGUCCAUAGCUUCAAAAUCAAAGUUGAAAGCAGAAAUCAGGUUCAAGGCUGAAGUUGUAUCGCAAGCAGAAUGGGAACAGUGGAUAAGAGAUCAGCAGAAAUCUGAAGGAGUUACUGUUGGCGAAGACGUGUACAUAAUAAUGCGCUUAGAUGGGAGGAUUCGAAGAUCGGGGAAAGGAAUGCCUGACUGGCAGCAAAUUGUGAAGGAGCUACCAGAAAUGGAAGCAUUUUUGAGCAAGCUGGAAAGAUGAGAAAUUUUACAUGGCAUACUUUUGUUACAGAAUUUCUAGAGUGCAAGUAUUUAUUUAUGUCUUACAGAAAUAUUUAUGUGUACAUCAUUCCUUCACGAUCAUUACUGACAGUUGCAAAGUGUUACAACUGAGACUUAUUAUGAAUGGAAAAAUAAAAACUGUACCUUGGCAACAAA